Molecule: messenger RNA, 4188 nt
Organism: Sus scrofa (pig)
Lineage: Eukaryota; Metazoa; Chordata; Mammalia; Artiodactyla; Suidae
Gene: DENND6A
Product: DENN domain containing 6A
Cellular component (GO): recycling endosome
Molecular function (GO): guanyl-nucleotide exchange factor activity
Source: RefSeq, a predicted model, not a curated record
GAGGCGGCUGCGCCUGCGCGGAGCCAGGCGCGCUGUGCAGCGCGGUCCGCGGUGGGGGCGGCGCGAACAGCAAGGGGGAGGCGGAUGGCUCUGCGGGGCCUGGCAGGCUCGGGGCCCGGUUCCCGCGGGCCGGCGGAUGAGGCGGUGGCGACGGACGAGGAGCGCGAGGCAUCUGCCUUGGUGGCGGCGGGAGCUGUAUCGGAGGAGGAUGAGGAAGACGAGGGCCGCGGCCGGGGCCUGCUGCGCUGGGACGGCUUCUCUGCCUGGCUGCACUGCGUGUGUGUGGUGGGCUUCGACCUGGAGCUGGGCCAAGCCGUAGAGGUUAUUUAUCCUCAACAUUCCAAACUUACUGACAAAGAAAAAACCAAUAUUUGCUAUUUGUCUUUUCCAGAUUCAAAUUCAGGUUGUCUUGGAGAUACCCAGUUUUGUUUUAGAUUUCGACAGUCUUCUGGGAGGAGGGUGUCACUGCAUUGUCUCCUGGAUCAAUUUGACAAAGAUUUACCAGUUUAUUUAAAGAAGGAUCCUGCGUAUUUUUAUGGAUAUGUGUAUUUCCGACAAGUUCGAGAUAAAACUCUUAAAAGAGGCUACUUUCAGAAGUCCUUGGUUUUGAUCAGCAAACUACCGUAUAUUCAUUUUUUCCACACUGUGCUCAAACAGAUAGCACCAGAAUAUUUUGAAAAGAAUGAACCAUAUUUGGAAGCAGCUUGUAAUGAUGUUGAUCAAUGGCCUGCCCCAGUGCCAGGGAAAACAUUACACCUGCCUAUUAUGGGGAUAGUAAUGAAGGUACGGAUUCCCACAUGUCACGACAAGCCUGGGACAACUCAAUUAGUGCAGUCAACUCAGCAGGGAGACACACAUAUAUCUGUUAUUUUACCUACUGUUCAUGAGGUGGAUCUUUUCAGAUGUUUCUGCCCAGUUUUCCUUCAUAGUCAGAUGCUUUGGGAGCUGGUGCUGUUGGGUGAACCUCUUGUGGUCAUGGCACCGUCACCGUCAGAGUCGUCAGAGACCGUAUUGGCACUUGUUAACUGUAUUUCUCCAUUAAAGUACUUCAGUGAUUUCCGACCUUAUUUCACUAUUCAUGAUAGUGAAUUCAAAGAAUAUACCACCCGUACUCAAGCCCCGCCUUCAGUCAUAUUAGGAGUAACCAACCCUUUUUUUGCAAAAACACUCCAGCACUGGCCACACAUUAUUCGAAUAGGAGACCUUAAACCUGCAGGUGAAAUUCCUAAGCAGGUUAAAGUGAAAAAACUGAAGAACCUAAAGACUCUGGAUUCUAAACCUGGAGUUUAUACAUCUUAUAAGCCAUAUCUAAAUAGAGAUGAAGAGAUCAUAAAACAAUUACAGAAGGGUGUACAACAGAAGCGUCCUUCUGAGGCUCAAAGUGUUAUUCUCCGACGCUAUUUUUUGGAACUGACACAAAGCUUCAUUAUCCCAUUAGAAAGAUAUGUGGCAAGUUUGAUGCCUUUGCAAAAAAGUAUUUCUCCAUGGAAGAGUCCACCCCAAUUAAGACAAUUCCUUCCAGAAGAAUUUAUGAAAACACUUGAGAAAACAGGACCUCAGCUGACCUCUAGAAUAAAAGGCGAUUGGAUCGGACUUUACCGGCAUUUUCUAAAAUCUCCAAAUUUUGAUGGUUGGUUCAAGACUCGGAGGAAGGAAAUGACCCAGAAAUUGGAGGCACUCCAUCUAGAAGCUCUUUGUGAAGAGGACUUACUUCUCUGGACCCAGAAACACACAGAAGUAGAAACUGUAGACCUUGUAUUGAAGCUAAAAAAUAAGCUGUUGCAGGCUGAUCGAGAGCAUUUACCUGUGAAACCUGACACUAUGGAAAAGUUACGGACACACAUAGAUGCAAUUAUCCUUGCAUUGCCAGAGGACCUACAAGGCAUAUUGCUCAAAACGGGCAUGACAUGAUAUUUGCCAGGAUUUUCCAGCCAAAAGGAUUGUGCACCAUGAAGCAUACUGACAUUUCAACCAGACGCACAAGCUCUCUCGAGUGGGAAAUAGCUGUGGAUGCUAGCUACAGGGUUGAAAGACUAUACUGUAUAAACAGACCUUUUUAGUGCAUUAUUUUAAAAAAUGGAUAUCCAUGGUGGUUCCACUUUAAUACUGAUACACCGAAAGUCAUUUCUAUAUUUUUAAUCAUGUUUAAAGUGCUCUUAUGAGAGACUGUGGGGCCAUCAGUUUAAGUGAUUCCAAACUGCAGUGCUGGCAUUGCAGAUAUUUUUUUAAAUUGGUGCUGCUUUGCCCAAUCAUGUUAAAACUCAGGGGGAUAUAAAAAUAACAUUCAUAAAUACACAAAAAAAAAUUCACACUGGCAAUCUUCUUAAGAAGAAGGAAAAGACUGAACUGUAAAACUGUAAUUAGAACUAAUUAAUGCUUUUGUAGUGCCUUCCGUUGUCCUACAUGUUUCACAAAGCCCAGCUCAGCUGUUGGUCUUGAAGCUUUUCUUAACUUGAUUAUGAUAUUCAAUUUUUUAUAAGGCAUUGUUGUGAGUAAUCAUUUAAAAAAUUUUUUUGCCUCAUAUUAUGUUUAUUAUUAGUGGCAUUGGUGUUUUUUUUCCAAUUAUCAUGUAGGUUUCAUUUCAUUAUUUUCUAUACCGUUUUCAGAUUUAACCUCAUCAGUUUCUCCAAAGAGAAGGCAUCUAGUAUUAAUUAUGGAAGGUCUUAUUUCCUUUUACCAUUUAUUAAUUGGGCCUGUUUCAAUUAAUUAGCUUGGCUGUUGUUCAAAGUCAUUCUAAUUAUAAACUCAUUUUAAAUUGAACUAUUAUUUUUUUGGUUGCUCCUGCGGCAAUGUGCAAGUUCCCAGGCCAGGGAUUGAACCUGUGCUGCAGCAGUAACCAGAGCCACUGCAGUGACAAUGCCUGAUCCUUGACCCACUGCGCCACAAGGGAACACCUAAACUGAACUAUUCUUACAUCAAAGGUAUUCAUAAACAUUUUAUGUGAUAGUUGUUUGAGUGCUUAAAAGAUUGAUUUUCACCAUUAUUUGUGUGGUAGGAUUUCCCCCACCCCCAAAUUAAUACCUUCCAGAACACUUUCCCUACUGUUGUUUGACAUGGGAACUUUUGCCUGAAUCACUGUUAUAGCUAGUUUUUUGUUUGUUUGUUUUUAUUUGUUUCUGUUUUGUUUUGUUUACACUAUACUACCUUGCCAAAAAUAGAAUAUUGUGGUUUGGAGAAUAAGGUUGUUUUGUUGAUAUUUGAAUAGGAGUUUCCUGAAGAAGCCACUAUUUAAAAUAGGCACACAUGACAUAGCACAAAUGUAAAUAGCUGUGUCUUGAAUUACCCUCUAUGUAUCCAAAUUUAGUUGUAUGUUGUAAAAGAAAUGGCUUCAGGAGCUUUCUCUACAUGCUCUGUUAAUAUCUCUUGAGAGCACUCCCAACCUAAGAAAGGGUCCUUGGUGUUUGUAAUUGUGGUCUUCUACCCAAAUGUGCCCUUUUCUCAUGGAUUCGAGUCUCUUGAAGCAUACCUCAGUCAUAGAGAGAAUAUGGCAUUUGAAAGAAAUCAUUUGCCUUGGAUCAUAUGAGCUAUUUUGUGAAACAACAGUUGUCCUCAUAGAAAAGUGGCAACUACUUUUAUAUGUUAAAGUAUUUCAUAUCUUCCUGGGAAACCUAUUUAGGUAUGAGUGGUCAUCUUAUUAUUUUUCAAAAAGGUGUAUUUUAAUAAUCGUAAAAUUUAUAUGCAGUUUAUGACAAGAGUUUGAAAGUUGUUAGUGUCAUAUCAAGGACCUUUCACAUUAUACCACUACAGGAUGUAUCAUUUCAAGUUUGUUUUGCAUAGCAAAAGAGUAGCAAAGGAUGCCAAUUAGCAUAAUAAUGGUAUCUUCAUAUUUACUGUACUUAUCUAAAGCCUAACAUUUGUUGAAAACUAUAUCAUACCUACCUGGUUUAUCUAUUAAUUUCAAAUUAUGUACUUAUAAAAAAAUAACUUAAAAUUGCAUCAAGAACCUGAAAAAGACUGAUUAACUUAAUUUUUUGUAAUUUUCAGAGUUGUCCUUUUUUUUUUUUUGAGGAGACAUUGUUAACCUCUAAAACCUGCCAUUUAAUAUUUAUCUUCACCAGCAUCAGAAGGAAUCACUGCUUUCAGGGUGUUAUGUAAUGCCUAGUGCCUUCUGUUUUCACUGAAAGGGGUUUUGUGAAGGCAUUUAUGGUCAUUACUGAAAACCUAAUUAAAGGCCUUGGAUUUUAAAGC